AGUUUAAAAAUUUUCAAAGUUAUAAUGAUUAUGAAACCAAUGAAAAUAGUAGAGAAAAUUUACCCACAGUGUUGGCUGUUAAAAAUAUAUAUGAGGAUAUGGUGGAUGAUAAAAAGUGGAAGCUCUUUACAGGGAAAGUAGUAGAAGAUACUCUAUGA
Racocetra persica is the source of this 158-nucleotide messenger RNA. NCBI's taxonomy places the organism in Eukaryota, Fungi, Glomeromycota, Glomeromycetes, Diversisporales, Gigasporaceae. The record is from the annotation of a GenBank genome assembly.